Molecule: messenger RNA, 1328 nt
Organism: Daldinia decipiens
Lineage: Eukaryota; Fungi; Ascomycota; Sordariomycetes; Xylariales; Hypoxylaceae
Product: ERV/ALR sulfhydryl oxidase domain-containing protein
Exons: 4
Coding region: 315-1031 (238 amino acids)
Cellular component (GO): mitochondrion
Molecular function (GO): flavin adenine dinucleotide binding; flavin-dependent sulfhydryl oxidase activity
Source: RefSeq, a predicted model, not a curated record
GGUUAGGGUUUCCCACUGGUUCGGAGAGAUCCACUACUAUGAACAAUGACCCUUGAAACCUUUAAACCUCCUGAGUCCUAAAUGCUAACACCCGACGUUGAUCGAACGAUUCAACGAUUCAACGAUUCAACGUAUCGUCUAAUGUUUCUUUCAUUCACCACAUUUCAAUAUUAUUCUUAAAUUACUAUCAAACGAGUUUCAGUAUUAAACCCUUUUAGCUGGAAUUUCCUUCUUGGACGGGCCAUACACCGCGAUCCGCGAUACGAAUUUCCAGCUACGUCUUUACCUCAACACCCGUCUACCCACGUCCGAAAAUGGCGCGGCAUCUUUCCGUCAUCGUCAUCUUGGCGGUCGCGGUUUUCUUGGUCUUGUCUUUCAUGACAAGUUUCGGCGGGGAAACCGAGCAAAUACGACAGGUGUUACCUGCGGCGGGCUUGACCGAACGGCCGUUAGGUGCUUCAGAUGCGAUCACAGCAGAUACGAAAGCAGGCACAAAAAUAGAUACGGCGCCAGGUACGAAACCAAAUAUGGAAGCAGAAGCGAAAGCGAAUGUAAUCCCAGACCCGAAAUCCGACUUCCCUUCACUGUCGAGCGGAAUCCUGUCGGGAGGUGCAAUUGCCCCGAAGCUUGAAAACGCCACCAUCAAAGCUGAACUCGGCCGCUCGACCUGGAAAUUCUUCCAUACCAUGAUGGCGCGAUUCCCCGAUAAGCCCACCGAAGACGACUCCCUCGCGCUUAAGACAUUCAUCCAACUAUUCGCGCGCCUGUACCCAUGCGGCGACUGCGCGCGACAUUUCCAGAAGCUUCUCGCCCAGUAUCCACCUCAAGUCAGUUCGCGCAGCGCGGCCGCAGGAUGGGCGUGCUUCGUACAUAACCAGGUUAAUGAGAGGCUGAAGAAGCCCAUCUUCGACUGUACUCCUGAGAAGCUCGGGGAUUUCUAUGAAUGCGGUUGCGGGGAUGACAAAAAGGAGGCUGCAGACAGCAUAGGAGAGCUGAGGUUGGAAAAGGAUGGAUUGACUAGGGGUGGCUAGAUAUGUAAUUACGCAAUAUCAAUACAUUGUUUCUGGAAGCAUAGCGAUUAGGAGUUUCUGGUGGUUGGUUUUUGAUCUGAGAAUAGGAUAUACUAGUUAAGCGCUUUUGUGUUGGUUUUUCUUUCCUCUGGCAUGGAGAGCACACAGAAAAGACUAGAAAGAUCCCAUCUGUUUGACUGUAGUUUAUGUGCGUUUACGAUGUCUAGAAUAGCAACAUAUUGUUUGUUGCAUCGCAUGUCAACCUAUAAAUUCUAAUCAAAUCUCAGUAUCUUAUCGAUUCCAGAUUUAUAUAUCUUA